AUGUUCACGUAUUUUUUCUCACAAAGAAGGAAUGAGAAGGCUUUAUUUGAUGUUCACUCUGUGAUUAAUUGCACUGUUUUAGAGUUUGCUUUAGAAAAUGGAAUUCAUGUAAAUGUGGACAAUUAUCAAGAACUUGAGAGAAUAACAGCUAUAAUAAAUGAUCAAGGGUAAGUCUGGGUAAUUUUAUCAGCUGGGUGGUGAUAUGAGAACGAUUGGAUCAAUAUCAGUAUCUGGCCAACUGCCCACAUACCCCUCCCCUAACUCAACAACAGUCAAUUGACAACAAGUUGAGGUUAAUGUUGGGUUAGGGGAGGGGUAGGGAAUUACGGUCAACUCGCCGACGCCAACUUGCCGACGUAUAAAAUCGAGUAGAGACGUCGGCGAGUUGGUCCUCAAUCCAAUACAACUUAUUAGAAGUUAAACAUACAGAAAAGUAAACGAUAUUUAGUAAAAAAAACACUGGCGAACAUUGGUGAACAUCAAACAGAAGCUUAAACAUUGGUGAACAUUGGUGAACAUCACCAAUGACUAUAACAGCUUAAGACGCGAACGAGUUAGACAAGAUCUCUGGUAAAAAGCAAUUCUUUCUAUUUGCAACAAAGUUCAUAAGGAUCUCAAGGCGAAUAAAGCGAAGUAAACAUCACCAAUGACUCUAACUGCUUCAGACGCGAACGAGUUAUUGUGUGACAACAACACUGUAAAGACUCAUCAUGUCAAUCGGUCAGAUUUUUUAAGAAAACUUGGCGCUCUAGACAAGAUCUUUAGUAAAAAGAAAUUCUUUUUAUUUGCAAUAAAGUUUAAAGGGAUUUCAAGGCGAAUAAAGUAAAGUAAACAUUGCCAAUGACUAUAUCCGCUUUAGACGCGAACAAUUUAUUGUGUGACAACAACACCGUAAAGACUCAUCAUGUCAAUCGCUCGGAUUUUUUAAAGAAAACUUGGCUUUCUAGGCAAGAUCUUUGGUAAGAAGCAGUUCUUUUUAUUUGCAACAAAGUUUAUAAGGAUCUCAUGUCAAUCGGUCUUAUUUAUUUAAGUCAAGUCGCUUGGUAAAAAGUCAACGCACAAACGGUGGUGUUGUCACACAAUAAUUAUCUCGUUCGUGUCUGAAGCGGAUAUAGUCAUUGGCGAUGUUUACUUUGCUUUAUUCGCCUUGAGAUCCUUAUAAACUUUGUUGCAAAUAAAAAGAAUUGCUUUUUACUAAAGAUCUUGUCUAGAAAGCCAAGUUUUCUUUAAAAAAUCUGAGCGAUUGACAUGAUGAGUCUUUACGGUGUUGUUGUCACACAACUCAUUCGCGUCUAAAGCCAAUUUUGUUCAUUGGCGAUGUUUACUUCGCUUUAUUCGCCUUGAUAUCUUUAUAAACUUUGUUGCAAAUAGAAAGAAUUGCUUUUUACUAAAGAUCUAGAAAGCUAAGUUUUCUUAAAAAAAUCUGAGCGAUUGACAUGAUGAGUCUUUACGGUGUUGUUGUCGCACAAUAACUCGUUUGCGUCUUUAGUUGUUAUAGUCAUUGGUGAUGUUCACCAACGUUUAAGCUUCUGUUUGAUGUUCACCAAUGUUCACCAGUGUUUUUUUUUUUUACUAAAUAUCGUUUACUUUUCUGUAUGUUUAACUUCUAAUAAGUUGUAUUGGAUUGAGGACCAACUCGCCGACGUCUCUACUCGAUUUUAUACGUCGGCGAGUUGGCGUCGGCGAGUUGGCGUCGGCGAGUUGGCGUCGGCGAGUUGGUCCGUCGGCGAGUUGACUGGAUACCGGGGUAGGUGGGCAGUUGCCCAGAUACUGAUAUUGAUCCAAAUGAUUUAUCAUUAGUAUUGUAUUUCACAAGUAUCCUAUUUAAAUAAUUAUACUACAUGGAUUGUUCUAGAGAUUCUCCUCUAAGAAUAAUUUGAAAUUAGUAAUGCAUUUCACAAGUAUCCUGUUUAUACAUAUUGGGUGGAAUGAGCUGUAGAAAUAUUAAUCAAUCAGUAAAUGGAGUGAAAUUGGAUCAGUUUGGCACAGAGGGGUUGAGCAUAGAGGUGCCAUGUAAAUCACAAGGGUGAAAGGGUGGGCAAUAAUAGCUCAGCUACUUUUUCUCAGAGAACUGAGCUGAAUAAAUCCUUGUGGAACUUUAAGUUGUUAUUUGUAAAGAUAUUAUAAAGAAGUUAUCACAUAGAUAUUUCAUAAUGAAGGUGGUAGACUUCUUGGAUUUUUUUUAGAGAUUUCUUCUGUUUUUGAUCAUGACUUUUUUAAUAAGUUUUCCACUCUAGUUAUUUCUCAUAAUAAGAUUCUGGAAGAGUUGAACUACCACUAGUCAUUUCAUGCUACAGAACCUGAUAAAAGCUCCAGCUGGAUGAGUCACUGUUUUCUUUUUCGCUAAUCAUUUUGAAGAGUUGUAAUCGGACAGUGUAAUCAGACAGUUGGCUAUAAUUGGACACAGGUAAUUGGACAGUUGAAGCAGCCAAUCUCACUAGGUCUACCCGGCUAAACCCACCAAUCACAGAAUUGACCACAAUAACCAUAGCAACAACCAUUUAUCCUUAGAAAAAGUGGGGAAUUUCCAAAAUGGAGGAAUUUUUAACUUUAAACAUCAUCUCUUUUGGAGAUAUUUGUUGUAGAUGUAUUUUUUUUUUCGGAAAAUUGUUAUGGUUAUGAUUAAAUGGUGACGGGACUUUGUGUCUUCCAAUUCUGUCACUCUGUAAUCAUGCUCGUGACUGACAAAUCAGACUCCCACUUUGUGGUUGUCCGACUUUUAAUAAUUACUUGUAUGAUUACAGACUGAAUUGGACUCCACUCAGUCCUAUUGCCAUUAUUAAUAGAAAUAAAAUGAACUAGCUGGGGGAUACAAGGCUGUCAAAGAGACUGGAGUAAGUGGACUGUGAUCCAGAGUAUGCAACACAAUAUCAUGCUUCCAUGCUGAAAAUUGAGCCACCAAUGGUAAUAUUUUUGUUUUAACAGCCCUUUUAUUGGAGGGAAAAUGUAUGCAAUAGUGGAAUUUAUAUAUUUAUUGAGAUUUUCUUGACAUAUAUCCUUUUGUAUUCUUUGGUGUGGUAGACAAACAAAAUCAUCAGUUGGAAUAAGAUUGAAACCUGUUCUUGGGGUUGGUGCUGUUAAAGCUCUAAGGUGAGCAACAUGUUAGUAACUAAAAUUAGAUGAAAAAUGUAAAUAAUUAUGAUCAAUGUUGCUGACUGUGUAACAUUACUUUGACAAAAUCGUUUAAUAUCAUUGUGUAUAUGUUGUUUGGUUGAUUUGUUGAUUUUUUCUGUUGUUAUUUUUUUUUUUGUAUGUUUGUUCUAUAAUGUAUUUGAUAUUGAGUUCUGUAAAUUUCUUUAAUUUAGUACAUGUACAGCAGAUUCAAAGUUUGGAGUCCAGGUGAAUGCAACAAGAUUAAUAUAACACAUCUGUAGAAGAAUACCAUUUUUGAUAAUUUUUUAACAACAGUAGGAAAUUGGGGUUUUCCCUUCCCCCUUUGAAUAAUUGUGGUGAUGAACUUCUUGAGGUGUAUAUGAAUGUAUGUAGAAUAGUGCACUGCACAACCUUGAAGUGUUGUUAUAUGACCAGUUCAUGCAUCAAUCUUCUUGCUGAUGUACUGUUGUCCCCUUAACUCCCAGGAUAUGAUUACUUGGUAUUAUUUCUCCCCUCUAGUUGUUACACAUUUCCUUAAACAUUUGGUAGGAGAAUUUGGUGUUAGAUCAACAAAACACUCACUACCUGAGAAGUUUGAGUAUACGUAUUACCUAUUUGGUGGAUAUCGUAUGGAUACAUUUAUUACAGGGAAAAGUUAUGUGUCAAUCAGUUCUUGGAUUAAAAGGGUUCAGAGAAAAAAUAUAAUCCAUGAAGAGACCAUGAGACACAAGAGAAUCACACUGCCAUUUUGUGCCAGUGAUGAUGGUAACAACUCAAAAAAUAAAUCUAUGUUAAAUUGUAAAUAUUGUUUUUGAGCAGCUGACAGAUUCAUCAAAAGAAGAAAUCAUCGGCUGGUAUUUGGAUCGCCCCUGGUUAACAGCAGUUCAUAUACAUAUUGGGUCCCAGGUUUGAAAUAAUUUGUGGAUAUACAUACUGUUACAACUAAGUAAACUUACUGUAAAGCAAUUUAUUUGGCUGUCAAGUAGAUUUUUGACUUGUAAAAUAGUAUUUUCUUAAACUGAUAAAAUUAAAGGUGGUCUCUCAAUUACAAUGAAUGGUAAAAGUCUUGGCAUGCUCUACUUAAUCAUGUGCUUUUGAAAUUUCUUCUUUUACCCUUUACUCCCUAACAUGAGUGUGCAUACUCCCCAUGCAACUCCUUAAGCAUUUCCAAGGGUUCUGACAAGGAGAAUUUGUUCAACAAUCAAUAGUUUCUUUAGUUGGUGAUCAUAUCCUUUAUUCUCAUGACCUUAAUGUUUGAUUCAGAGGUGAUAUUGUAAGGAGAAAUUAGAUGCUAGACACUUUUAGGGGUUAAAGGAGUAACUUUCAUAUAUUUCCCCCUCCUCGAUCUCCCCUAUUUCGAUGUUGCCUGGUGUUAACAAAGUGCUCACUUAUUUAAGGCAGCUUUGUUUUGUUUCCAUCUGAUUUCAGAGUUAUGACUGUAGUGAUCUUACCUGUGGUGUUAAAUGUGUUGUUGACUUUGCUUUGGUAAGGACAUAUCAUCAUCUAAAUAAGUAUUCUCUGCUUCUAAAGUUAUACAUGCACUGUUGUUCCCAUGGUAACAUGCACCUAUUUUUUGGCAAAGCGUCCAGUAGUAUAUAAUAUCCCAGCUAUUUCAAUCAAUCAAUCAAUCAAUCAAUCAAGCCUUUACUUCAAAACAAUGAUUGUUAAUGCUGUAAAGCUUGUGGGGUCAUUUCAGGUCUAUUUCAUUCUACUUCCAAUGGUAUUUGGCAAAUAAUGUUUAAAACUUUUUUCAAAAAACUGAAGACAGUGCUAUCUGUGUCUUUCCUACUUUUUUAUUAACUUUAACAUAAAUUCUGGAAUAUUAACAAUUUUUUGAGGAGUUUCUUCAAAUGCAUUCAUAUAACUCUAGAAAAUAUUGUAUUAUAAUGAUUGUGUAACAUUUUGCUCUCUCGUCAAUUUGUUUAUUAACCCUUUUAAUUCCCAAGAUCUGAUAGUUAAUUCUCCUCUCUAGCUGCUGGAGUAUCCUCAUAACCUGUUUGCUGAUGAUGUAUGGAUAUUGUAGACAGAAGUUACAUCUUUAUCACUUCUGGGAGGUGAAGGGUUAAAUGAUAAAGCACAUGGAUUUUUUCUUCUACUCAGUCCAGUGGACUGUGUAUCACUUGAGUAAUAUGAUCACUAUAUUUUCAUGUUCUGUUUUUUUUUUUAAGGAAGUGAAUGGAAGAUUAGGAAAAAAACAGAUCCACACUAUUGAUAUUGGUGGAGGAUUACCUGUAAGUUUCUACCUGAAAAUAAUAAUGGUAUAAAUGGUAACUGAGUAUUUCAACUUUGCAGCCCUCGAAUUCAAGUGUUUGAAUGUCAAUUUGAUACUGCAUACAGGCUAACUUGGAGGAUGACACUACUCGACCAUCAUUUCAAGAUUAUGCAGAGACCCUGAAAGUAAGUAUUGUUGUGUGUGAAAUAAGUUCCAUGAAUUAAUUAUUCAAUUUACUCUUGAAUACAUGGCAAAUUUCCAGCACAAAUUGUAAUGUAGUUUACUUAAUUUAAACUUUUUGUGCUUUUUCUUACCGUGAAUUAAGCUAUCUGUCAGUCUGGUAUAACAUUUGUUUUUGCAAAUCUAAUUCUAUAUUACUUAAUUCAAUAAGAAAUUUAUUAAUAUUCUCAUUUGGUGGAAAAUAAAGUUUAGUUUGGUCAAACAAUCCAUUUUAAACACCUUAGGUGAAAGGAAGCAUUAGAUUGAACUCAUUUGGUUGUCUGUUGGUUUUGAGAUUAGUUGGAUUUUUCUGAAAUGAAUGUGUUGAGCAUAAUGUACCUAUCAAUGGUUUACUUCAGGACUGGCGGGGGGAGCAACCUUAGGGAAAUUUGAUGUUUUCAGGUUUUCAAAAGUAAAUUUUCUUUCCUUUGGGUUUCCAUUGUAUGUUAAAAUUCCAUCUCUGGGAACCAAAGAUGUUGUAUACCAAUUUCACAACAGAUUUGGUCAGGUGACUUCCAAGAUGUUAGAUGUAAUUUAUUUCCAGUUUUCCUUCCAAGAUGGUGGUUAGGUCAAAAUGCCAACCAUAAUGCAUUGUGCAAAUGUCCAUUAAUCCCUUGCCAAGUGGCAUCCUCUCAGUCAAUCUCAUCUAUAGGGGAAUAAAUAAAAAUCUGCAGAGUUAAUCUUCACUGUCUUCUGGGCAACAUCUUUAGUUGAUGAAUGAUACAUGAACCAAUCUGAGAAAUUUAGCCAGUUUCAGGCACCCAGUUUGUAAAAGGGACUCAAAGAAGGGUGAACCUCCCCCUCCUCCUCCUCCCCCCAAUAAAUAUUAUUUAUUUGCUCACUGAUGUUAGUAAAAAUAAUUUUAUUAGAAAGAAGUUCCAGAACUUUUCCCUAGCUAUGGGGCUUUCAAGAAAGUAAUUACAGAAUUUGGCCAAGCAUUUAAUGCGAAGGUACUGUAUUAACAGAUGUGAUUUAAAUGUUAAACUAAAACUUUUUGUUUUGGUUUUUUUUUUUUUUUGUUUUUUUACCCGACGAAUUACACCAAGAAGCAGGGACAUUAGCCAAAACCUGUGGCUGAGAAGGCAACAGUAUUCCAGACAUAUUGGGUCAAAUCUUUAGGUCAUCUUUGGGAUAUAUUAACAAUAUCUUUGGAAAUAUUUGAAACAUGUACAGAAAAGUUUGGACUUCUGUGGGUUUGAUUAGGUUCUCCAUGAAUUAUGCUGAUUACAUGAGAAUUAACAAUUCAUGAAUUUGAAAUAAUGUUUCUUACUCUUUCCUGACGAGAAGAAUUGUUGUUUUGUUUAGUUUGACUGCAUUUUUUAUUUUCUGUUAGGCUGGCUGGCUGGUUAGUCGAGUGGAAUACACAAAGAAGGCUUCAGAUAACCUAAAAAUAGUUCUUAUACAUUUUGGAGCGGUAUGUUGUGCUAAUAAUAGGAAAUUGACAUAAAUUAUGGAAUCACCAAGAAAUCGUCAGGCCGUAGAUGACUUAGUGGGUAUAAUUGGAGCUGGUCACAACUUUGUCAGUUAAAUCUGUUUUUAGUCCUGCAUAGCUAUGCAUAGAUUUAUGGCCAUCGAGCUUCUUGCUUGGGCCAUAAAUCCUAUCUUCUCUAGAUUGUAUCUUUAUUUGGUUUUUUGUUUUGAAGUAAUUAUAUUAAUCCUAAAACUGUCAUUAAUGUGAUGAAAUACCCUUGUGUUAAUAGGAUAUGAUGAUGAGGACGUGUUAUUGCCCUAACGUCCAGAAAUACCAAGUAGGUGCAUUAUACAAAUAUAACAGUACCCAAUUUUCAGUUUGGUCGGGCAGCUUUACAUGUAAAGCCUGAUCUUGAAGUAUUCUUUUUUUGGCAGAGACGAGUUGAAGUUUUUAGCGAGGAAGGACAAUUAAAAGAAGGAGAGGUAUGUACACGUAGUUGUAAGUUAACUGCUGAAAAAAAUCAUAACAAAGAACUGAAGAUCGAUUACAUUUUGAUUAGAACCUUUUUGGUAGCCAAAUAAUUACGUACAAAAGUUAUACAGUUAUGAAGCUUUUUAAAUCCCAGUCGUUUUAACCCUUUAAACCCUAAGAGUGACCAGCUUCUUAUUUCUCCUCACCAUAUCACCCCUGAAUCAAACAUUAUGGUCACGAGAAUCAAGGAAAUGAUCACCAACUAAAAAAGCUCUCGAAUGUUAAACAAAUUAUCCUUGUCAACGCCCAAGAAUUGUACAGAGAACAGUACGGAGAAUGUGCUUAAUUAAACUUUCAAGACACAGUCAAACCUCCACUGACCGUCAUCUCAACGCCCCACAUCACUUCACUCUUGUUUUAGCCAUUCUUCAAUGGCCAUCUCUCCGUAAGGGCAGUGACAAGGAAAGAAAUUGAACAACAAGUUGAUGUUUUUCCGCGUUUCGGUACGGAGUUAACAAUUCACGUGCACUGAAUGUGACGUGCGGAAAGCAUAAUUUAAGAUAGGAAAGAAUGGCUGUGAGGGAAGGUUUUACGCCACAAUCGGGACUUAUCUGUGAACUUAUUGAUGUAGUUAGUUAAUGAAACUUUUCAUUUGUCAGGGAAAAGUCAGGGAAUUUAAGAAACUUUUAGCUGUCGCAACAAACCAUAGGUUUCAAAUAGAACUAACCAUCAGGAGUUAGAUAUGUCUUUUCUUAUAGACUCUUUUUUAUGACCACAGAGAAUGCGCUAUAAUAUUGCCGGCCCUCUGUGCUUUUCUGGUGACGUAGUAAAGCGAGAUGUACUUCUUCCGACGGUAAGUCACAAGUUAUGUAAAAUAAUUGGGAACUCAGAUCUGUUGACUUAGCUCUCGCUGUCUUAUUUUUAUCUUUAAAUACCAUGUAGCUUGAAAAUUUUUAUUACGAUAACACCAGAAAAGUUAAGAAAAGUGAUAAUGAUAUGAAAAAUUCUCCAAGUGUCAAGUUGUAUUUUUCAAAUUUUUGAACGUUCUCGAAGUACUACUGUAUCCAAAGAUCAUUUAUGUAACUCUCCUCGGUAUAAGCUGACAAGUUAGAAAGUUUAUUGUCAAUCAGUGCUCUGUUGCUUAUGCAAAAAAUUGCAGGAUUAGUUCCGUACGGAAAUGAUAUUCAUCUCAAAACUGGAAAACCUGGUUCUGCAAAACGUUAAACGUUACUAGUUCGUGAAAAAAUUCCCACAAAACUUUCAGUUGCAUGUUAACAAUUACACUUAAUCUUUUCUACCAUACACCUUUGAAAUUAAGGAGUGUUUCAGGUCAAGUGAGGCUCCUUUUUUCAGAUUUCUUGACACUGUUUGAAUUGUUCUUACUUAUUUUGUCGCCAAGAUCCUAAACCUGGCUUUUAAUUUGUGACAAUGUCCUCUAAAUAUGGAUUAAACGAAUUGGAAACUGUUAUAUAGUACUUAGUUUCUCUAAAGUGAUGGAAAUUUAAUACACAGAAGUGUGCGUCUACCAGUCUGAUGUAAAAUGCAACUAUUUAAGUUAACAAAGUUGUCAUUUCUUAGGUUGAAGAAGGAGAUUACCUCAUUCUACAUGAUUGUGGUGCAAAUUCCCUAUCACUUUUUUCACGACAUUGCAGUCGUCAAGCACCUGCUGUUUUAGGUAGGCAUGGUCUUGAUGAUUUAAAGACCUCAAGAGUUUCACUUAUUCAUCUGUAUUACUUUACAUGGAAGAAAAAUGAACUUGUUUUGUAGAGUCCAGUGGUAGUUUCUUUAAAAGGUUGAUCUCAAAUGCUGCUCCGCAAAGUUCAAAAAAGGCAACAACAUUUGCUGUCGACGCGCGAUGGGAAAAUAAAUGUGAGGGUUGUGAAAUAAAUAAACCCCGUUUCUAGCUUGCUGGUUCGUUAGUUGAUGAUGUCCUUGGCUGAGAGAUCGUCUUCAAAAUUUCACAUCUGCUUUCGAAGCUUCGCUUCUCGGCCAAAUAUUGAUCUUUCGGACAAUCUUUCAGCCGCGCACAUUAUCAGCUGCCUGAAGGGGUUGACUUACCAACAAGUGUAAAGUUAUUGAAUUCUGCUUACUUGGUCUAGGUUAUCGUGUGCUUGAGGAUGGCAGCGUGAGCUUUGAAGUAUUAAAAGUAUGUUUAAGUUUUUCAUGAUCACAGAUAAGUUUAUCACAUAUGAAGUUUACAAGUGGCAAUUAUGAGCAAAUAAUUUUUUAUCUCUGACUAUUGUGUCACAAAUUUAGGCCUUCUUUUAGUCUUUGAUCUCAAGGUAAUCCGUAGAGGUAAAGAAAUUUACAAUGGAAUGUGGAGAUUAAUCUGGGAUUGCCUCGGGUUUGCGUUAUUUCGUCAUGUGAUUGGUCCAGAAAACGCACCCUUUUUCUGAACGAAUCACAUUGAAAACUUAACUGUGACUUAGUCGUUGUGUUACUCAGGAGUAACAUUUGAUGGUGUAGUCUGAUCGCGUGGGUGAGGGUAGUCCUAAGAACGAUUUUCCUUUGAUGAUGUCUCCGCUAAAGUUGUCGAAACGUCAUUCACUACAGCGGAAAUCAGUUCCUUCUCAGAGCUACUCCCGCGGAUCAAACUACACAAUAAAAUGAGUCCAUCACUCCCGUUUACCUGCGCCUCUGGCGGUUUUCUUGUCUUUACUUUGAGUCCUUAUUGGUUCCUUGUAAUAUUUUCGUCCUGUUCUUAUUGGCUGUUGUGAUUAUUUUGUUUGUUUUGUUUUGUAACAAUUGAAAAGAGCUUCGUUGGGGUCAGCUUCAGCUGGAAAAAUUUAGAUUGGGUAGUGUGACAUUUAGACAGAAUUGCUCAGUUAAUAGUCAUCGUUAUCCUCAUUACCCAUCUACAUCUUAUUGUAUUAAGAAGUUUUAAGGAAAAUUUUAUAGACAUUCCUCUUGCGGAGAUUUAAAUGUAUAUUUUAAAAACCUAUCAAUGGCUCUUUUGCAGAGUUAAAUUAUCCACAGGUCAAAUAAAUUUUAUUUCAUUUAUUUAUUAAAAAUUUUUAACACGAAUAUAUUAUGCUCUCCAUCUCCUCCCAAGCAGCCAAAACUAGAGCUGAUUGGUUGUCUGAUGAUUAUGACCAAAGAAUUUGUUGUUGACUUGUUAAAGCCUGUUGAACCAGUUGGCAUAACUACCAUACUGUUGUGUUUUAGGAAGCUGAAACAGUAGAUGAUCUUCUAAUAUUUUGGAAAGGUUUGUUCCCUUUCGUAACCAUUUACACGCUAAAAUCAGUAUGCAUAUACUUCAUACUGUUUUCUACGCAUUUCCUAAGGUGAUGACAAGCUGAACUGAUUUAACAAUCAAGUACUUCUUUAGUCAGUGAUCUUUUUCUUCAUUCUUGUGAUCUAAAGCAACAUAGGGCUGAUAUUUUAAGGAGAAAUUCGAAGCUAAUCACUUGUUAAGGGUCAAAGAGUGAAGUACAAUUUCAAGAAUUAAUUGACUGAUUAGUAAGUUUUUACUCAAAAUUACUUGUCGUCAGUAGGUGGUGUAAAAAUUAUUUUCAAAUUAGUGUAUGCCUAAACCUAUUUGAUGCGCUGAAGCUGUUGUAAUUGGCCAUAUUUAGCCAAAUGAAACCGCAGAAUAGCCAGUAAUAUCUCCCGUCCACAAGCCAAUCAUACGAUUUUAACACUAUCUUUUUGAAAUUGAUAGGUAGAGAAAUGUAACCAGAACCAGACAGGUGA
Molecule: messenger RNA, 11099 nt
Organism: Pocillopora meandrina
Lineage: Eukaryota; Metazoa; Cnidaria; Anthozoa; Scleractinia; Pocilloporidae
Source: the annotation of a GenBank genome assembly